AUUACUUUGUAUGGACACACUCAACCACCCCUCCUCCCCCUUGCUCUCACUCUUUCUCAGGUCUUUUAACCAACAUACCUGAGAAAACAGACACACCCAGCAACUCUAAACCUACCAAUCACAGCACAGCAAAUAGACGCCCAGACUUUGUACUUCCUGAAGCAGAAGCAUGCAGUGCCAGUGAGGGAGAGAUGAGUGAAAGGGUGAAAUUCUGGAACUAGCUGUAACGCAAUCACUGUGGCGCUACUGAGUUCAUAAAAAGGGAGGUAAACCUGCUUAAAUAUAGACUGCUUAAAUUCAAGACAGUCCUGGAGGGUAAAGAAAAAUAGGAGGAGCAGCGGAGGAAGAGCAUUUAUCUCACUCAACUUUGACUCUCUCAUUGGGCAAACACUGAAAUGUGGAAUGUCUGUGAGUUGUGCAACUCCUCCAAAUUUCACAGUGUCUAGAAAGAGAAGGAAGCGAGGGGGUGAGAGAGAGCAGUGUCCCCCAAGACACUUCUCAGGUUUUCCUUGUUGCCAUGGAAACCAAUCAAACUAUUUGGGCCAUCCAGAACAUACCAUCCUCUUAAGGUGCACGAGACAGUUGUCAAUCAAGUGCAUUAAUCAACCGUGAUCCUACCCCUUGAGCAAAUCUGCAAAGGUGACCUGGGUGAAAAGGAGAUUCUGAGAGACCAAAAGAUGGACAAAGUAUGGGAAAGACCAAGAGACAGAGAAAGAGAAAUGGAACCAGACUCAUAUGAUAGAACCAGAGAGAGGAAGAGAUUACCUGCAGCCAGAGGAGGAAGAGAUGGAGAGAUGAACUUGAGAGAAAGAGAGAGGCAGAGGGAUGGAGAAAGACGUCCAAAUGGAAGGGCAUUAUUGUCAGAGCAGGGUGAACAUGGUGCCAGAGAGAAUGAGAGGAUGAAAGGGGACACUUUUCCCAGGAUGACAAGACCAAGCAAAGAGAGAGAAGGAAGGGUAACACUUUCAGACCAUGACAGGGAGCGGCGGAUGGGAAGACUAAAGGAAGUGCAGUAUGAAAGAGAAAGGGACAGAGAGAGAGAAAGAAGGAGAUACAGAGACAUGGACAUGCAGAAUGAAAGAAAAAUUGCAAAAUACAGGGAAGAGUUAAGAAGAAAUGAAAUGAGAAAGCUUGUGAAGGAGGAGCCAAAUAGACAGAGGGACAUGAAAGAAAGAAGGAGAGAGAGUUACCCAGGAAUCAAUGACCAUUGGUACGUGUGGGAGAGAGAGAGAGACGGACUCAGACAGAAAGAGAGAGAGGGCAGGUCUGAUCCAUGUCUUAUGGAAAGACAGACUGAGGGCUUUUCAGACAGGGAAAGGAGGGCUGAGAGACAGAGAGAGGGACAGAGAAAUAGGCAACGAAAUACAAAAAGCGAAGGAUAUAGUGAUGGAGAGAGGGAAAAGGAAAGAAGGAGAGAAGAGGAUUCUAAACUAAGACACAAACAUUACAAGAGUGAAGGAGACAGUGAAGCAGAAAGAAAAGACAGAUUUAGAGAGAGAGAAGCAGAGAGACGGCGAGACAUGGUAAUGCCAAGAAAAAGAGAGACAGGUUAUCGAGAUCCGAGAGGGGAACGUUGGGAGCGAUACAGAGACCCAGAAAGGGUGAGAGAUAGAGACAUGGAGAAAAGGACAGAGAGAAAUAGGUACAGAAUGAGAAAAGAAGAGAUUACCAUGGAGAAAAGAAAAGAUUACCCAGACAGAGAUGCAUACUCGUAUACAACUGAGAGAGGAAGGUAUAAAGAGGGAGAGAGAAUGAGAGAGAGGGAUAGGUUUUGGGAAAGAGAGAUUGAAGAGAGGGACAGGCAGAGGAGAGAGAACAGAGAAACAGAGAGAAGUAACAUGGAGAAGAACGGACAAAAUAGUGGAGAGCAGAAUUUAGGAAGUGAUGUAGAGAAUGAACAAAGGAGGGGAACGAGAGAGAACUUUAAGGACAAAGAGAGAGAAAACACAUCUAAGAUUGAUAAAGAGAAACUGUCAAAGGGAGAACAGGAGGUAAGGACUACCCAGAGGGAAGAAGGAGGGAGGGAAAAAGUGGACGCUGAGGAAACAGAAAUUGUGAAAUCUAAAAACAAGCUGCGGAAAAUGUGGCUGGAACCAAGAACAGGAAGUGAGAGAAAAGAGUCAUCUUUAGAAGAGGAGUAUGCAGAGAGAGAGAAAGCAAGGGAAAGGUAUAUCCAAAGAUACAAGACAGCAAGAGAUGAAGAGCCAAAGAGAGAGAAAGAAAGAGAGAAAAUGAGUCGGGAGGACUGGUAUAGAGAACUGGAGAAGGCUGGAGAGUUCAUGAGAGUUGUGAAUGCAGAAAGGGAAGAGGAAAGGUUGAGAGGGGACGUGGCUUGUGACAGAGAAGCUCUGGAACCAGAGAGGCAGAUAGAUGGAGAAAACGUCACAGAUAACAUGGAGGAGAAUGACACGGAGGAAGAAGGGGGGAACAAUAGAUAUGGCUGCUUGGAGAAUGAGGAAGGAAGUGAAGGAGAAUCGGAAGGGGGGAAGAAUAGAAUUAUUCCAGCAGAUGAGGGAUUUGUGACGGUCUCCAGUGGAGGGGAUGAUGCUGAGGAAGAUGAUUUUGAAGACUGUAAAGAAUUUUGGGAUGGUGGAGCAUCCAGUGAUCUCUCUGGACAGUCCAAAAGUAUUGAAGACCUGGAGGUCAGGACAGAUAAAGAAAACCAAACAGAAAAUGAGAGAGAGGAUCGAAGAGGACCUAAAGGAUCUGUGAAAGUCUUUUGUGUGAUUGGUCAGACCCUUCCUAAGUCACAAGCCAAACGUGAUGCAAAUGAAAACCACAUUCAGCAUGCAGAUCAUGACAUGGACAAUCAAUGUGAAGUGAACACUUCAGAUGGAAAUGAAGCCUCAAAAAAGGAUGGAUCCACUGAACAGAACAUUGAAAGAGCGAUGGAUGACCUCACCCUUCAUAAUGAGGAUAAAGGCAAUCAUGACACCACAGUGAAGGGAACAGGAAGUAAUGACCAGGCAAUUAAAGAUCUAUCAUCAUUAGAAGGCAAAAUUACUCCUCCCAACGAGAGAUCAGAGAAAGACAGUGAGCCGUUACCACCAGAGCUGUUGGAAACUAUGGAGUCAUGCAAGGACAGUGGGUAUGUGGCUUCACAGAGUGAAUGCUCUUUGCAAGAAGCAGAAAAAGAAGCAGAGCAUUUUAGUUCGGAUGACACAUGGAGUGCUUCAGAAGAAAGAAAGCAAUGUUCUACUGCUCCUCACCUCAGAUGGGCCAAGAACGUGGUGAAAGAGAUCCUGGGUCCGAAGUCGCGGGAAGGGGUAACUGUGGACACAGAAAAUACAAGAGGUAGUGUGCUACACAUAGACGUCAAAAUUAACACACAAAUAGAGGGUGAGACGGAAAUGGAUGAACCUAGGGAGGAGAAAGGACUGAUAGAGGAAGGAGAACAGGGAGGGAUGGAGAGAGAGUCCAAUGAGGAAUCUGAACAUGACUUGCUGGACCCUAGUUCUGUCCAGCAAGUGUUGUCCUCAGAAGGAGAGGCAGAUAGGGAGGAAGAAGAGCAUGUAGAUGAGAAGAAUGAUAGAAAACCAGAAGCUGCUCUAAGCUCUAGCAGCUUUCAAGAUUUGGGGAAUGAGGCUUGGAUUAGGAGGCAAGGGUUUCUAAAGACAACGGACAAACACAAAGAAGAGAAGGAGGAGGAGGAGGAGGGAAGAGUUGGAAGGGACCGCAGGACAAGAAUAUUCGACAUAUCAGAUGAGGAUGAGGAGGAAUUUUGGUUCUCCUGGGGUGAAAUGGAUAUGAGGAAAAUGACUGAAUCUUUUCAGAGGACAAGGAGGAACUCUAAAUUCUUUAACUCUCAGCUGUAUCAGGAGUACAGUGAGGUUGUCCAGAACAGAGAGAUCCUGCUGUCCCAUUCUGAUUCUCUAGUGUUAAGUGGCGAUCAUUCAGCUAUCCGAUCAUCAUCUUCUCCAAAUCAUUCCCCUAAGCUAUCCCACAGGCCUCUCCCAACUCUCCCUCCAGUGCCUCUACACACCCACACUCUGUCCCAAAACAACACCUUUAAAAGUCUUGCUGUGCCACAGCAAGCCGUAAACAGACCUCCCUCCCCUCGCCUGUCCAUCUCUGCCUCCUCACCUACACUGUGGCAGGACCUUCCCGGAGUGAGGACCAGCCCAGAGCUUGAGACACUCACUAAAGAUGAGAGACGUCUGCAGGAGGUGAGGUUUGAGGUAGUGACCUCUGAGGCGUCAUACUGCCGCAGUUUAGACAUCGUAGUGGAGCACUUUGUCAUGUCCAAACAACUCAGUGUCCUCCUGACUUCACAAGACAAAAACUGGCUCUUCUCUAGGCUAAGUGAUGUUAGAGCUGUCAGUCACAGUUUUCUGUCUCAUUUGGAAGAAAAAGUGGAGAGUGACAUAAUGCACUUUACUGUCUGUGACAUCAUUAUCAAGCACUGCCCACGAUUCCGCAAGGUGUAUGUGCCUUACCUCACCAACCAAUCAUAUCAGGACAAAACGUAUCAGAGAUUAAUGGAUGGGAGUCAUGAAUUCCGUAGAGUUGUGGAAAAGUUAGAGCUUAACCCUGUUUGUCAGCGACUGCCUUUACGUUCCUUCCUCAUCCUGCCGUUCCAAAGAAUCACACGCCUAAAACUGCUAGUGCAGAAUAUUGUAAAGAGAACAGCUUCAAAGACCAAGGAUGAGGCACAGGCCAUUAAAGCAAUGAAAUUACUGGAGAAGAUGAUCCAGGACAGUAAUGAGAGUAUCUCUCAAAUGAAGAACAUUGAGUCACUUGUGUCCCUCAAUGCCAAAGUUGACUUUGAGUGCAGGACUCUUCCAUUGAUCAGCCAGUCUCGUAGGCUGGUGCGAGAGGGGCCCGUAACUGAACUGAGAGACUUCUCACUGAAGGAGACAGAGAGAAGUGUUUAUAUGCACCUUUUCAAUGACUACCUCCUGCUCUCUUUGUGGAAAGAUGGAGGUCGGUUUACAGUUAUAGAUCAUGCUCCCAUCUCAGAGCUGCGGGUUGAGAACUGCAGGUUCAAACUACAUUCCUUAAAGAAAAACCUGUUCCGUCUGUACAUGGGACACAAAGCCGUGCUACUGCGGACAGAUACACAAGCUGAUAAACUGCGCUGGAUAUCAGCACUCUCGCGCCCUUAUCCCGAGAUUGACUUCAGUGCAGUUGAGGAUUUUGUUCAAAUGCAGUGCAUUAGAGCCUUUGUUGCCCAGCAACCAGAUGAACUCAGUUUGGAGAAAGCUGAUACAUUAUUAGUUCACAAGCAAAGUACUGAUGGCUGGGUGGAAGCGACACGUCUCUCAGACAGGCAGCGUGGUUGGGCCCCGGAGUCUCACCUGGAGACAAUAAUCAGUGACAAAGCAAGAAAGCGCAACCUGCUUGACACCAUGAAAAUUGCUACGGCUGCAAUGUGAGGGGGCCUUUAAGAUUCUCAGGUGGAAUUACUCCAAAUUGUAACACAUUUUUUAAGUAUUACUUCAGAGCCUUAUCUGAAAAGAGCUGCAAGAACUGUAUGGAUUUAUGCCUCAAUUUCAUGAGAAGUUUCUAUUUAUUUUGUGUGUACACACUGACUAAUUUGGGUGAUGUGCCCUCACCCAUGUCAAUGGACUCCACUCCUUGUUAGAGGGGCUUUUAAAAUGCUGAAUUACAUCAGCUGGACUCUUCAGAUAUCCAAAUCAGUUUCUAUUCGACUUCCCAAGUGUUCAAGUGAAACAUAAGGUGAUGGCUGUUUUACAUUUUGGAAGUGGGGAGUCAUGGGAGCUCCUGGACAAAAGUUUCAACAACAGUUUGUUGUCUUCGUUAUGAUAUGUGUGACUCGCUGUGGAGCUGUGACAGCUGGAUAAAUGAGAGUAAUGCAGAAUACUGCACACCUGCACCAAUUUUUUUUUUUUUUUCACUUGUUAUUAACAAAUAUCACAUCCUCUUCAAUGUGGAAUGUAAACCCUGUCGGACUGUGGCCUUACAGGAAAAUUGUAUAUAGAGGAUUUUUGGUUGUGCUCAAGGAAGCACCUUUUAAGAAUAGAAAAAGGGUUAUUUGGGAUUUGUAGAAAAUGAUGGACUUUUCUUUUAGCAAUGUGUACACAUUUCGUGUGCACUUUUUAUUCAGGGCACACUUAUGUAUAAUUACAGAUUAUGUAUUUUGAAUGGCUUCUUUAAGACCAAAAAUAGGGUGCAAUACCAAUGUGUCCACUGUGACUAUGCAAUGUACACUAUAUGGCCAAAAGUUUGUGGACACCAUAUGUGCUUGAUGAACAUUUGAUUUCAAAACCUUAGGCAUCAAUUUCCCUCUUUGCUGUAAUAACAGCUUCCACUCUUUUGGGAAGGCUUUCCACUAUACUGUAUGUAGUAACAUGGCUGCAGGGAUUUGCUCUCAUUCAGACACAAGGCUAUCAGUGAGGUCAGGAACUGAUGUUGGUCGAUGGGGCCUGAACUUACAUUUGCUGUUCCAGUUCACCCCAAAAGUGAUCAGUGGGGUUCAGGUCUGGGCUUUGUGCAGGCCAGUCAAUUUCUUCCACGCCAGACACAGUAAACCAUUUCUUUAUGGACCUCACGUUGUUCACAGGGGCAUUGUCAUGCUGGAACAGAAUAGGGCUAUCCCCAAACAGUUGCCAGAAAUUUGGAAGCACACAAAGCCCAAGCCAUUACAUAAAGAAACAUUUCUUAAGCCAUUACAUAAAGAAACAUUAAGAUUUUUCUUUACUGGAUUUAAUGGAGUAACCAAAUUCGUUAAUUAGAAGGGGGUGUCCACCAUCUUUUGGCCAUAUAGUGUACAUAAAAUAGGUUUUUAACUUUGAAGCUAAAAGUAUUAUGUUGUCAUGGAAUAGUUCGACACCAUCUCUGCUCACCGUUCAAACUUUUUGCACAUACUGUAACUCCAAUAUGCCUCAAAGAUAAAAAAAAUAUAUUUCAUGGUUUCGCAGAUUACAUUUUUAGUUUUACAAAUCAAUUACAUUUACUUACUCUCAUGUUGUUCCAAACCCGUAUGACUUCUUACAGUAUGUGGAACACAAUAGAUGUUAAACAAUGACUUCAUCAGUUACUCUUCACUUUCGCUGUAUGGAAAAAAGAUGAAUAGUGACUGGGUCUAACAUUCUACUCGUCUUUGUGUUCCACCAUAAAAGGAAAGUCAUAGAAGUUUGGAACAACACAGGGGUGAAAGAAUUUUUUUCUGUCCCUUUAAAUCUGAAUAAUGUUUAUAAUGUAUACAGGAAUACAGCAUCACUAUCCCUUGCUUCA
Myxocyprinus asiaticus (Chinese sucker) is the source of this 7197-nucleotide messenger RNA. RefSeq names its product zinc finger CCCH domain-containing protein 13-like. The coding region runs from base 678 to 5375 and encodes 1565 amino acids. NCBI's taxonomy places the organism in Eukaryota, Metazoa, Chordata, Actinopteri, Cypriniformes, Catostomidae. The record is from RefSeq and is a predicted model, not a curated record. Gene Ontology annotation, molecular function: protein binding; guanyl-nucleotide exchange factor activity. Gene Ontology annotation, cellular component: cytoplasm; nucleus. The transcript has 16 exons. Gene Ontology annotation, biological process: activation of GTPase activity; intracellular signal transduction.